Metarhizium acridum CQMa 102 is the source of this 3843-nucleotide messenger RNA. RefSeq lists its product as uncharacterized. Lineage: Eukaryota; Fungi; Ascomycota; Sordariomycetes; Hypocreales; Clavicipitaceae. Gene Ontology annotation, cellular component: membrane. Gene Ontology annotation, biological process: transmembrane transport. The record is from RefSeq and is a predicted model, not a curated record. Gene Ontology annotation, molecular function: ATP hydrolysis activity; ATP binding; ABC-type transporter activity.
AUGGCCGUGGAACAGACGGAGGCGGCGAAAGUUGCCUCGCCGCCUUUGGGCAAUUCUCACGAGUCUAUCACUAUAGUUCCUGAAGAAGCUGACCAACCCGACGUCAAACUCGAUAAGCAAGCCACUGGAAGCUCAAGCUUCACAUCUUUUCUCCGUGUUUUCACAUACAACGAUAAGCUAGGAUGGCUCUUAAACGUCAUCGCCUGCCUGGGAAUGAUAGGCGCAGGCGUGGUUCUCCCUCUGAUGGACGUUGUAUUUGGAAAGUUUGUCAAUACGUUUAACAACUUCGUUACCGGCAAGCUGUCGCCCGAUGGGUACAUGGACGAAGUUAGCCACUUUACGCUGUACUUUGUAUAUCUCUUUAUUGGUAAAUUUUGCUUGACCUUCCUUUGGACCGUCCUCGUCAAUAUUACCGCCAUCCGUACAACGAAGGAACUUCGAGUCGACUUUGUGCGCCAGACUCUGCGCCAGGAGAUCUCCUUUUUCGACACUCCAUCCUCGUCGGUAUCUGGCCAAAUCUCCGCCAACGGAAAUCUUGUCAACAACGGCAUAUCGGAGAAGCUUGGACUCAUCAUUCAGGCUCUCUCUAUGUUUGUGGCUGCCUUUGUCAUUGCGUUUAUAGUACAAUGGAAAUUGACUCUCAUCACACUAGCUAUUGUGCCAGUCAAUACCAUAGUCACACUGGGCUGCAUCUAUGUGGAUGCAUUGUACGAGUAUAGGAUGUUUGAUAUAUACGCGGAAUCGGGGUCGCUUGCUGAAGAAGCUUUUGCAACCAUCCGUACCGCCCACGCGUUCUGGGCUUUCCCCAAGCUGACCAUGAGAUUUGACCGGAUAUUAGAGAGAGCUCAACAGAUUGGCAAGAAAAAGUCUCUGGUCUAUGCUAUUCUGUUUCCCAUUGAGUUCUUUAGUGUCAUUGCGGGAUAUGCUUUAGCCUUUUGGCAGGGAAUGAGGAUGUAUGCAAGUGGCGAGAUCCAAAAUCCGGGCACAGUUGUUACCGUGAUUUUUGCCGUCCUGGUCGCAGCUCAAGCUCUCACGCAGAUUGCACCACAGACUAUUGCCAUUUCUAAAGCAAUGGCUGCGGCUCAAGACCUCUUCGUCAUUAUCGACCGACAAUCCGCGAUUGAUUCCCUUUCAGAGGGCGGGGAGACUAUCGAGAAUUUCAAGGGCGAUAUUAAACUUCGCAAAGUGCGCUUUUCGUAUCCCUCCCGGCCUGGUGUUCCGGUAUUGCACGGAUUGGACUUGGAUAUUCCGUCAGAUAAGACUACCGCGCUAGUAGGUGCUAGUGGUUCCGGAAAGAGUACAAUAUUUGGGUUACUAGAGCGUUGGUAUACCUACUCUGCGGGAACGAUCACACUUGACAAUUACAAGCUAGAAGAUCUUAACUUGCGCUGGCUAAGGACCAAUAUUCGACUCGUUCAGCAGGAGCCUACUCUUUUCAGUGGAACUAUUUACCAGAAUGUUGUAUAUGGUCUUACGGGCACCGACAAGGAGGAUCUGCCUCAUGAAAUGCGCAAACCUCUUGUCAUUGAGGCCUGUAAAGCGGCUUUUGCUCACGAGUUUAUUGAAGAUCUGCCAAGAGGGUAUGACACCUGGAUUGGCGAGAGGGGGGCGUCGCUAUCAGGUGGUCAGAAGCAGCGUAUUGUCAUUGCCCGCAGUAUUAUCUCCAAUCCGAAGGUGCUCUUAUUGGAUGAGGCCACCAGUGCCCUCGACCCAAAUGCCGAGAAAAUUGUCCAGGCUGCAUUGAAUAACGUUGCCAAGGGCCGGACCAUGGUUAUUAUUGCUCAUCGAUUAUCGACAAUUCGUGAUGCGGACAAUAUAAUCGUCAUGUCGAAAGGCGAAACUGUCGAAAAUGGAACACACCCCGAGUUGAUUCAACGGGCAGGAGCGUACGCUAGGCUUGUUCGAGCACAGGAUUUGGGAAAGACGUCUGAUUCCAUCGGAGAUGAGCCCGAGGAUGAGAAGGAUGCCCGGGUAGUCGACGUGGAUAAAGAGCUCACACGGGUCUCGACAACGGGUACGAUAUAUGAGGAGACGAGGGGCGGAGGGAAGCGCUACGGCCUACUACACGGACUGAUAUUAGUUCUCAAAGAGCAAAGAACUCUGUGGUGGCCGACGUUUGUUGUUCUUCUGACAUGUGUUGCUGGAGGCGGUACCUAUCCGGCCCUUGCCGUCUUGUUCUCUAAGAUGAUGGAAGCUUUUGAAACUAUUGACGUUGACAAGGGUAACUUUUUCGCUCUAAUGUUCUUCGUUGUAGCCUUGGGAAACCUCGUGCUGUAUGCUGUUGCUGGCUGGUUGUCGAACAUUGUUGCGCAGACUACUAUGAGGUAUUAUCGAGGCGAGAUCUUCAACAACACGCUCCGUCAAGACAUGCCAUUCUUCGACAAACCCGAAAACGGAACAGGGGCUCUCGUGUCACGGUUGGCAUCAGAGCCCACUAGCCUCCAGGAACUACUGUCAAUGAACAUUUCUCUCUUAGUCAUCUGCAUCGUAAACCUCGUGGCCAGCUGCAUCCUCGCCAUCAUAUCAGGCUGGAAGUUGGGAUUGGUUCUGACGUUUGGUGCUCUCCCAUUCGUCGUGGGUUCGGGAUAUAUGCGGAUUCGACUAGAGUUCAAGUUUGAAGGAGACACCGUUGAGCGCUUCGCCAAGAGCAGUGCUGUAGCAGCUGAAGCAGUCAUGGGGAUCAGGACAGUUUCAUCCCUUGCGCUCGAACGAGCCGUGAUUGAGAGAUACCGAGAGAAAUUACAAGGUAUCGCGCGUCAUGCUAUUGGCAGUCUUGGCUAUAAAAUGUUCUUCUAUGCACUCAGCCAGUCUGUCUCUAUGCUUGCCAUGGGUCUGGGGUUCUGGUAUGGUGGCAAGCUUGUGUCCACGGGCGAAUACACCUCUGGUCAGUUUUACAUUAUAUUUAUCGCGAUUGUGUUCUCUGGGGAAGCUGCCGCUAUGCUAUUCCAGUAUUCGACAAGCAUUACCAAGGCCGGGACGGCCAUCAAUUAUAUUUUCCGGCUCCGUCGGGACCGAAUUCUCUUUGACGAUGACGAUAGCGGCGGGCGACCUGAGGGCAACGGCACCGUUGCUGAAAAGGGAACCAGUGGAAAGGGCACAGAAAUGACCUUUGACAAAGUCCAGUUCUCUUAUCCCUUACGACCGAAGCAAAAGGUCCUCCGCGGUGUUGACGUGGCCAUCAAGUCCGGCAAAAUGGUUGCUCUUGUAGGAGCCUCUGGCUGCGGAAAGUCCACCAUGAUAGCGCUCCUGCAACGCUUUUACGACCCGACAAGCGGCGAGCUCCGUGCCAACGGUCAAGAUGUAAAGAGCCUCGAUCGGUGCAAGUACCGUCGCGACAUCGGACUUGUUCAACAAGAACCCGUGCUCUACCAGGGCUCCAUACGAGAAAAUAUCUCUCUGGGCAUUGAAAAAGGCGAUCCAUCGGAAGCACAAAUCAUCGAGGCCUGCAAAAGCGCCAAUGUAUGGGACUUUGUCUCGUCCUUACCAGAAGGCCUUGAUACAGCAUGCGGUAACCAGGGUCUGUCUCUGUCAGGUGGUCAACGCCAACGAAUUGCCAUUGCAAGAGCCUUGAUUCGAAAGCCGCGAUUGUUGCUGCUCGACGAGGCUACAAGUGCCUUGGACACUGAAUCGGAAAAGGUUGUGAAGGAGGCGUUGGACCGUGCGGCAGAGGGCAGAACUACCAUUGCCGUUGCCCAUCGACUAAGCACGAUUCGCGAUGCUGAUGUGAUUGCCGUGUUUGCCAAGGGUAAUAUUGUGGAAUUGGGGACGCAUGACGAACUGGUGGAUAAAAAGGGCAUGUACUAUGAGAUGGUGCUGGGGCAGUCGUUGGAUCGGGAGUCUUGA